Messenger RNA from Adineta ricciae, 231 nucleotides. The record is from the annotation of a GenBank genome assembly. Lineage: Eukaryota; Metazoa; Rotifera; Eurotatoria; Adinetida; Adinetidae.
AUGUCGAAAAUCUUUCUCACUGAUCCACAAACAGGCAAGACUUAUCCGGGUGAUGAACAGACUGUAACUAAUUUACUUCGAGAAAAUGCAGCAUUGAUUCGAACAAUCAAAGAAUUACAGAAUGAUGUUCAACAACGGAUGAAUCAUCAACAAGAACUACUCAGUAAUACAGGUCUAUUGUUGUUUUCUAUUUCACAUAAAUGUACAUAUUUCUAUUUUCAACAUCAAUAA